CGUCGCUCCCCGCCCGGCCCGGCCCGGCCCCCGCGCUCGCCAAUGGGCGCCGGGGGCGGGGCCCGCGCGGCUCCGCGGGGCGGCCGGACGCUCGGUCCAGUGUAUGCUUUUCAGAGCACCCUGGCUUGUGAAGCAUUACUUGGUUAAACGGGAAUUGAAGCAGGACAACGCCAGCCCCUCUUGGUCCAGAAAAGGGCUCCGCCGCGGGACCGGCCCUCGGGAAGCAUGGGAAAGGGCUACAAGGUGGUGGUUUGUGGAAUGGCCUCUGUGGGAAAGACUGCGAUUUUGGAGCAGCUUCUCUAUGGAAAGCACACUGUUGGCUUAGAAGAGGGUGCCACGAUGGAAGAUGUGUAUUUGGCGUCGGUGGAGACAGACCGGGGCGUGAAGGAGCAGCUGCGGCUCUAUGACACCAGGGGGCUGCAGGAGGGCGUGGAGCUGCCCAAGCACUAUUUCUCUGUGGCCGACGGCUUCGUGCUGGUGUACGCCGUGACCAGCCUCGAGGCGUUCCAGAGAGUCGAGCUGCUCAAAAGGGAGAUCGACGUCUUCAGGGACAAAAAGGAGGUUGCAGUUAUUGUCUUGGGAAACAAAACUGACCUCCUGGACCAAAGGCAAGUGGAAACAGAAGCAGCACAGCAAUGGGCAAGGGCCGAGAAAGUGAGACUGUGGGAAGUGACUGUGACAGAUCGAAAAACACUGCUUGAACCCUUCACCUUCUUAGCUAGCAAGCUGUCCCAGUCCCAGAACAAAUCAACGUUUCCCUUGCCUGGAAGGAAGAGCAAAGGGAAUAACUGUGAAAACUAGACUAGCUUAGCAUUGUCUCCUGCUGCCAGGUCACAGUCUAAGUCCUUUUUGUGCCAUUUGCUUCUUGCAAAGUUUCACUUCAAGCAAUAAUAUCAUUCAGCAAUAAAAUCAGCAAGUUUAUAGCUAAGAGGUAUCCUUCCUUCUCACAGACUUGGCUUGGAAAAGCCACUGGUGGUGAAAGCCACAAAAAGCACUUUAUGAGAGUUAUUUUGCAACCAGGGUUAUGGAGGAGGAAGGGAUUGAUGGAUACCUCUCUAGCAGGGGCUUUACUAUGCCUGGAUACAGCCAUGUUGAGGGACAAAUCAACAAGCUUACCAGUAUAUAAUCCUCUUGCAGAUCUAUAGCCUGUAGUCACAAAAAGUAUUAGCUGCAAUAAAGCACUCAAUUUGGAAAGGUGAUAUAUUUGAAAUGGCAACAGUUCUUUUACCUUGACCUUAAACAGGGCCACAGGGCUUUUUGAUGCUGCAAGAGGCUGAGAUCAGUGUCUUGCUGUAUGAGAAGGGUAUGGAACAGGAGAAACAGUUAUCAGAUUUAGCAAGAAAAAAAAAUCCUGGGGAAAAAAAUAAUAAAAAAAUCACUUCCCAUAUCUUCUGGGAAAUACCCCAACAUGUACCUUGUCAACAAAGUCUAGUACACAGUGCUUUCAGGUCAGGAAUUCAUUUGUAGAAACCAGAAAAGCUCUCAGAGCACUCACUGAUUGAACAGCAACCGAAGGACAACAUAGCUGUGGGUUUGUUCCAGUAUGUCCACAACAAAUCAGUCACUUUCCCAUAGGUGGUGAUUUUUCUGAGAAUUAUAUAUUGUAUUUUGUAUGCAGGAGGUAUUGCUGGGCUCUGCUUAGGGCAUGCUUACCUGGCUGCUAAGGCAAGCUGCAGCAAUCCACCCUCCCUAGGCCAGAUAACAACUGGUACAAAGGGCUGUGUGGCUCUGCAGGUGGGGGCUAAGGAGGGUAGGAGGCUGCCUUUUUGGAGACAUCCCUGUGGGAAUGCCCAGAAAUCCCUGUACAAAUGGCCCUGGUCUUCAUGUGCUGCACACGGUCUGGCUGUGGGAGCACGACUGCAUGUGCUAUGUUUGGCUCAACACUGACAAACCUGUGUGCUGCAGGAACUGCUGUCCCAGGCCAGCCUGGCAGUAAACUGAAUAAAAGGGGAUAUACAGAGUAACAGAAUGAGCAACUUUUCCCAGAGACAAGUGCCAGAUUUUGGCAUCUAACAACCUCCUGUACUAAUGGAUGCUCGCUUUUCUUUAUAUUUGAAGGCAAGAGCAGGGAGAAUGAAGUAACCAGUUUCUGCAUUUUCCACUAAAUUAAUCCUCUUUUGAACAAAUACUGAGAAUUUCACUGUGAAUCAGCAAAACCACAAGCAAUAUUUGCACUGUCAUAUCAUAACUGCUAAAUAGUGUGCUUAAUGAUGACAAUUAAGCUCAUAGUAUUGUUCUUCCUGAAUACUGAUUAAUAAAGCCUGUCAGCAUUACUAAAGUCUGUCAGCAUUAUUAAUGUCAGAGCAAUAGUACACUUCACUAAAAAUUAAGCAGGAAUACCUACCAUUAUAAUGAAGGCAGACGAAACUGUUUAUGUGCUUUGCUCAAUAUAGUUUGAAUUGCUGUGGCCAAGGAGUAAGAUAAGAGAGCAAUUAUGAAUGAGCAAACUCUUGUAAUGCCCUGCUAGGAACAUACAAUUGUUUCCAUUGCAACACUGCAGCUGAGUAAGCACUAUAGCACGACCUCCCCCCACCUGGCCAGUAAUAGUCAUUGUCCCCAGCGAUGCUGCAGGAUGACAUUCCCUCCUCACUCAUUUCCUCCUGAACACACGUGUACUCCAGGCUUCUCCCUGCCCAGAAGACUCUGUAUCUGCCUGCUUGCUUGGGAAGUGGAGGUGAAUUCAGAGCAGCAGUGGUUCACCUCCUCACUGCAACCUCUUACCAAGGAACGGGGCCAUGUUCCUCUUGGGCUCUGCAGAACCCUUCUUCUGGAAGGGACUUGAAUCAGCCUUGGAUCAGUCAAAGUGAAGAUGUCUACUAACAGCACAUCACUAAAGCUGACCCUAGAGGCAAGGCAGUGCAGGUUGACAAGUCAGAGUGAGCUUAAAAUGCCUGGAGAUGGAAAGAAUGGGGAUGACUGGUUCCUUUCCAGCUCUGCAUGCUGCAGACUCGGUGCCAAUUCUUCCGCCAAGACUGAUGUCACCUGUAGGCUGCCAGAGCUGCGCAGUGCAAGUGUAGCUUGCUCCACUGGACUCCCAGGACUUGACAAUGUUUUAAGACAUGCAAGAGAAACAGUAUCUUCUAAAUGACUAAGGACAUUUUUUCAAAUAGACUACAUAAACACAAACACAUUUUCUUUGAUUUGGCUAAAUUUAGAGUUCAGAUCAUUCAAGGCAUUUAUAUUACAAAUAAAUCACCACCCACGGUUUUCUUUCAUAAACUUAUUCUGAUGUUUUUCUCAAUAUCAUAGUGUUUUACUGACAAGUGAUGGAAAAUCUAGCAUCUCCACUGCAAAUGAUAUGCAGACAGUGGCUGGUACUGAGUAAAAAUGAAACUUGCUGUAGUAGAGUUUAACAUAGGGUGAAUAAGCAAAGUACAGAGUAUAACAUAGUAGCUAAUGGGCAGAACAUUUUUUUUUUUUUGUUGUUCUUACUGCUCCACUGACUCAAACUGUUCUAGGUCACUGGGAUCACUUACCUUCUGCAAAACCAGAGUCCCUUCACAAGAUAAUGGAGAAAAAUAUUAUAAAUAAGAAAAACAAAUUAGUAAACUAAACUAUCUGUCUCUGUUCUUCUAAAGCCUCUAUCCUGCUGAAUAAACACCCUACAAAUCAGUUGCCCACACCGGUUACAACAGUUAAUUUGACAUGUCCUGGUGGCAAGAAGCUGGCAAAAACCUACUGAAAUGAAGCCAUUUGCAUCUUUAUUCAGUAGAGGAGAAAGAAAGAUUACCAGAGAUGAUCCUAGUGUGAUGUAACUAUAUACCAAACAGACAAACAGCUGAGGGAGCUGAUAGACCAAAACAUGCACUGUGUCAAAUGACAGCAGUUCAGCCAGAUGAGGGUAUGGUGCUACUACCCACCCAGCAAAGGAAAGGACACCUCUAAUUACAGAUUACUUUGGACCAAGUUAGAUUUGCUCUGUAUCUAGGUAGGAAGAGAAGUAUGUAAAUGAAAUACAUACAGAAUUUAUUUUGAAGUACCUAACCAAAUCCAAGAGUGCAGACAACCACCCAGCAUUCCCAAGGAUGUCGUGAGGUGAAGCACUUGCCAUGUGAAAAUGAAUCUGUGCUUCCUGCCUUUACCUUCAGGGAGUGGUCAGAAAUGCCAUAUCCAUAACCAAUUGCCCUGUUGUUACACACCUCAAUGUAAACACUAUGUCUCUAGGAGAUAAUCUUUAUAGGUAGUUAAAGGAUCUACAGAUACUCCUUUACGGUGCUGUCUGCCACCUUACCAGGACAUGAUUCCUUCUCUUCCAAGUGUGAAUAGACCACUCCAUCAGAAAAGCAUCAAGAUAUUAUUUUCCUCCUUUUACUUUCUGCCUCUUUCCCUUCCAGAUUGUACUUUCAAACAACAUGCCAGUCCUGCAGAAGCAAGGCUGUGAAAACUUAAGUUAAAAAGUAACUAUCGUGGACUCUGUGGCAAGUUACCUCCUCACGGCCAGGUCCCUGCACAACACUCAGUGAAUGGUUGUGACGGUCUUAUGCUGUCAUUCAUUGUAUGGUUGUCUAGAACUGUCUUCCUAAAAUAGCAGCAGUCAGUGCACUCACCUGCAGAUCUCCUUGUCCUUAACCACAGCAUAAAUCCUUCAAAGCAUACAGAGACACCAUUCUGGCAAAAUGACAAAGCAAGGGACUAAGCAGAAAUCUUUUCUUCUUCUUUUUUUUUUUUUUUUUUAAACAUCUUUUUAUUAGCACAGUAACAAAUGCAGACUUAUGUAGCCCACAACAUACAACCAAUCCACUGAGUGACUCCUAUUCCACACCUUACAGUUAAACAGCUUAAGGUAUUUCACUACAGGUUACCGUAAGUCCUGAUUAAACCCUUUAUUCUUUUCACAAAGAUAGAUUGGCUUAUAAAAUAAUACAUUAAGUACUUCUCAUUUCAUAUAUGAGGCCAUAUAUCCACCUCUCCAUAUCACAGAUAAUGAGAUGACAGUCUUUAGAAAGAAUUUGUUAAAUACCAAUGUGCCCUCCAUAGGGGAAAAAAAAACCAAAACAAUCUAAACAUCUUUUUACAAAAAAAGAAAAAGAAAAAAACAAAA
Messenger RNA from Oenanthe melanoleuca, 5041 nucleotides. It is a transcript of the gene NKIRAS1, whose product is annotated as NFKB inhibitor interacting Ras like 1. Gene Ontology annotation, biological process: canonical NF-kappaB signal transduction. The coding region runs from base 226 to 801 and encodes 191 amino acids. The transcript has 5 exons. NCBI's taxonomy places the organism in Eukaryota, Metazoa, Chordata, Aves, Passeriformes, Muscicapidae. The record is from RefSeq and is a predicted model, not a curated record. Gene Ontology annotation, molecular function: GTPase activity; GTP binding.